UUCUCUCUCUCUCUAAUUGCAAUUUGUGCCGUAUUCUUCGACUCGAUAAUAGAAAUGAAUGGUUGCUUGAUCAUCGGCGACGUGCGCUACGGAAUAUACGUCUGUCGAUUGUAAUCGAGCGAGAAAAUCGCGACGUUUUGGAUCGGGAUUUCUGCGGAAAUACGAAUCUUUCUCGAUAUCAUUACGAGGUAUGGUUAUCGUAGCUCGCGUUACCGCGAUGCAACGUUGGUUAUAGUCGUUAUCGAUGAAAAAUCUCCAUUACUCCGCAAGCCACGAGGAGAUCUUACAACCCGCGCUGCUCGCGAUUUAUCGCGAAUUUCCUCGCGCGCUAUCGCGAUAGCCGAGAACGCGGGCGAGUUUCCUUUCCCGUUUGAAUAGACCGAUUCCGAUCAUUUAUGUACCGCGAAUUGCGCGCUCAUUCGCGGAGUUCAUUCACCGUCAUCGCAUCAUCAGCUCCGUUUCGUCCGCGAUAAAUUUAAUAAAUUUGAUACGCAACUCCAAUUUCGUUGCCGGGCGAGAUGAGGAGAGCGCAUGCCAGCCGCAGAAUCAUCAGCCCACGUGUCUCUCUCUCUCUCUCUCCCUCUUCCUUGUAUUAUUUUUACUGCAAAAAUCGCUCGUCUACGUCUACUCGAUUCUAUAUUCUAGAUUCCGGCGGGACGAUCGCGCCGUAAUAACGUUCGUUUAUCUUUCGGCGGGCAUUAAAUUACGCGGAAAUGAUGAAAUAUUAUUGCGACUAAUAAAACGAAAGAUACAACGCGCGCGAUCGAUCCGUAAUAAAAGUAACAUAAAAGUAAGAUAUAUGGCACCGCCUUGUUGAAGUCGUGCGACCGAUAAUCUUCGAUACAUCGUACGCGUCUUCUCGCCGGAGCCAACCUGAGCGAAUCCCCGCGAAAACGAAUCCUCGCGGACGAUUACCAAUCGUCGCUACUCGCUGCGUUUAGUUAGUUAAAAGAGGAUUUCGGGGAGAAUAAAGAGAAGAGAGGGGAGGGGAUGAUGAUGAGACGGAGGAAUCUGCGCGGUUCGGCGCAAAGUCGCGCGCUAAUUAUCUCCAUUCGAGCGGAUCGAGAGAUCAUAAUUCAUCAUAAUAUUGAAGGCCCCGCGGGAGGGCGGCUACGACCAAGGCGAAAUAAUCUCGAUCGCUUCGUUAAAUCUCUUCAGCUCGCCAAGUUUGAAGUGUCAAGGUGACGCUGCUUAUCUCCCGAUUAAACGCUCCGUUAAAUAAUUCCGAUUGACCAACGUGGCUCUGUCUCGUCGGUCUUGGGUAGCUCCCAGAAUCGCUCCUGCGACCGCUCGUAGGUCGCACGAGGCGGAGGGAGACAGAAGAGAAAGAGAGAGGGAGAGGGAGAGAGAGAGAGAGAGAAAGAGUAGAAAGGGGGAAAGAGAGGGAGAGAGAGAAAAGGAAACACGAGGAGGGGAAAAUAUAAAAAUAUUUCCACACGAGAGAGAUAUAGAUCUGACGGAUAAUUGGUGUGUCAUUUCCUUCCUGAUACGAUCGCAUUCAAUAAAAGUAAUUAUUGUGUCGUGUCCCUUUUGAAAUAAAAAUCGAUGGACGAGGGGUGGAAACAAAUUGGGGAUAUCUAUUACGCGGGUACAAACGACCCGUGAAGAUAAUGAAUUCGAUUGUUUGCCGUGGUAUUAUCGCCCUACUCCCCGGGUAAUAACGACCAAUCGGAGAAAAGGGAAGGGCGCCCGCUGUUACAUUCGAAAUGUAUAAAUGGACCAAUAACCGUUCCACCUCUGUUCAGUCGGGUCCUCUCGGUUCAUCGCUGGUAAACCGCGAGAGCGCUUGCCCUUUUUUUUUCCUCCCAUUUUCAUUAACCUUCCGAGCGCUCCGCCGAGACGCAGGGAAGUAUCGGGAAACUCCGGGAAACUCAUAUCAUCGCACGCGAGGUAAGGCACAGUGUCGUACUUUUGCAAAACACAUAUAAACACACAUCGCUCGAGCCGAGCACUUGUCGCAUCUCGGCGGACACGUGUAUGCCUGUGAGAAGAAUUACGUGGCAGGAAGGAUGCGCGCAAAAAUGUGCGCGUCAAUUUGAUAACAUCUCGUUAGAGCCUAUGAGUCCUGCGAGGACCGGUUGAAAGAAACUGCGCAAUUCGCGAGAGGAGAAGGAAGAGCUCGACAUAUGUCCGCGUAUAUGUAUAUUCGGAGGGACUAGGAGGCGCACACACUUCUCUCGCGCACGUGUCAUUCAAAUACGCGGUCGGCUCCGUCCGUCCACGUUCGCCCGCUCCGAGCGAAUCGCGCGUGUGAGAAACUUAUUAAUACGGCGGGGUAAGGACGAGAAACGUUGAAUGUGUCUUUCGAGCCGGGCGACGACGACGACGACAAUGACGAGACAGGCGUCCGUGGUGAAUCUCUAUGCAGAGAGCGUGAAAUUAAAGCCGCGCGGCCGUGGGAGAACACGCGCGCCUUCGAAAAGGACACAAAAAAGCAGGUAAAAAGAAACCGGGAGGAGCAUCCAUUAUGAAGAAUGUCUCGCGCACGUGUCCCUCAAGGCCGGUCCCCGCCGGCACGGUCGCCUCUUGAGCCGGCUCUAAGCCCGGUCAAGUCAGGUCAAACCGGCUCAAGCCGAAAAAAAGGAUGAUGCAACAAUUAGUGUGACAUUGCAUUCACAUCCGCUCUCGACCUGCCCUCUUUUUCCAAGUUUCGGGCUACCUAUGUGUGAGCACACAGGACGCGCAUUAGCCGCUCGGCUAUUCAACGUAAAUCAGUCACUCUCUGAUUUGCACGUGUGCAUAUAGGCGUGUAUUAAAUGUAUACUCCGAGCCGUGCGUGUAAUAAUAUACACGCGACGCAAGUGUAAUCGCAAUACAUUGCAAGUCGAACGACUCGCCGGACUGACGAACAAACGAACGACGUCGUUGUCAUCGUCGUCGUCGUCGUCGAUCGUCCAUCGAAGCGCGAAUCGGCACCGUUCUCUUUCUCUCUCACUCAUAUAUUCCGCCGGCGAAGUUUCAUUAAUUCGGCGCGUGUGCCACGGAUCCGGACGAGCGCGACGUCGGCAUUCAGUACUUGAACACUCGGUGAAACGCGCACAACCGAGGUGAGUCCAUCUCUCCUCUUCGUCGCGUCCAUUAGUUCCUCGUCCCCGAGAUAAGACUAGACGGGAGUAAGGUCACUCUCUCAGCGCAUUCCACGAUGACACGGCUGAAGAUUUCCUUUAUUAUAGAUAGCCUCAUCAAGCUCCAAGAUGCAAGGCCUCCUCGGGCACUCACCGCUGUGCCUCGUUGCAAUUCAAAUCCCGCUGAUACUGCUGCUGGCGAUCGAUCGAUCCGGCGUAGCGGCGAGCACCGAUGGAGACGCCGGGCUCGAAGACAAAAGGUUCAAUGGCGCGCCGUAUCCAGACAGAUUUUUCCUUCCGUUUUCUAAACAUCCGAAUGUACGUAAAACGUUGUUCCAGAGGAGCUUUAUGACGACUUGGACGAGGAUUUUGCAGGAACCGGUGUCGCUGCAAGUCGCCGUCGGGAGUCGCGUUGAAUUGCAAUGCGAAGCAGUUGGCAAUCCGUCGCCCCAGGUCUACUGGUUCAGCGGGACAGAAGCUGAGAGCCAGAUCCAGGAGAUGAUAACACGGGCUCGAGAAGACGCUAAUCGUAUGCCCCGGCAAUGGGAUGGGAUGGGCCAGCUCACCUCCACGUACGUGAUCGACUGCGUGAAGCCUGAGGACACUGGUUACAGGUACUGCGUGUCCGUGUCGGGCGGCAAGGUGGCCCACUCGAAGCCGGCGUUGCUCUUGGUCGACACGUCCAGGACCGGAGAAUGCCCCAGGGAGAGCCAGCCUAUCGUCACCCUGCAUGCCCCGUGGAGAUUCAUGUAUCAGGGGAACACGGUGAUCCUGCCGUGCAGAGUCGAGGGCCAGCCGAUGCCGUAUCUCUAUUGGCUGGACAACCUGGGCAACAGGAUCAGCACGUCCGGGUUCAGGAGGCGCACCGUGCUGCCGAACGGCGAUCUGCGUAUCGACGAUCUCAAGUGGACCGACAUGGGCGACUAUACUUGCAGGGUGCAGUCGGGUAAUACGGAGAAGAGCGUGUCGACCUUCCUGUACCCCCUCAAGAGGUAUGCGUGGAGUAUCUUGUGUACACGAUGUAAUCAAUCAAUCCCCGCGAGUCCUCGAUACACGGCUAAUAUAUAGUCGCCUAAUAUCUAAUUACACGUUCAGUCAUCCGAUAUCUAAUCUAGAUGUAUCGAUAGAGAGAGAGAGAGAGAGAGGGCUAAUGUACAUACAUUCAGGAAUCCGGGGACGAUAGUCGAGCAUCGUCUCGCUAACGUCCAUGAUAUCGCUCCUCGUAAUUACGUUAAUUAUCGCACGCUACGGUAUUUCGUUUCUCGUUCUUUCUUUUCUUUUCUUUCUUUCUAACAACGACACUUCUGUUCCAGGUCUCAGUAGGGAUGAAUCCCGUGUAGAAGGGCUCCCAAGGGUCUCUCCGCGCUUCUCAUAUGCCUGUCGCUGUAAAUGUGCCGGAGUGUGAAAAAUACUCGUCACACUCGUUCAUUUAUAUACUGUCUAAAUAGAAUGUAGUUUAUAAUUGUAUAGGAUAUAUGCAUUAAGUACUUAUAUAUUUUUUUUUUUGUUAUACUUACGACACCAGUGCUGCUUUGUCCUCGACAAGCCCGAUAUCUCAGUGAAAAUUUGCAUUCCACAUUGGAUCGGCGUAUGAAAGGGCAAUUUUCUCUCUCUCUCUCUCUCUCUCUCUCUCUCUCUCUC
Messenger RNA from Dinoponera quadriceps, 4706 nucleotides. RefSeq names its product neural/ectodermal development factor IMP-L2 (gene ImpL2). NCBI's taxonomy places the organism in Eukaryota, Metazoa, Arthropoda, Insecta, Hymenoptera, Formicidae. The transcript is spliced from 5 exons. The coding region runs from base 3195 to 4133 and encodes 312 amino acids. The record is from RefSeq and is a predicted model, not a curated record. Gene Ontology annotation, cellular component: neuron projection.